AUGAACAAACCACCACAGCCUAUAACGGGACCUUCUUCUGUCCCAAAUCCUUCCCCUUCCCCUGGACUUACACAGCCUGCCUACGGCCCUGGGCAGCCACCUUCUCUUGUUUUUGCCACCCCUCCACCGUCUCAAAUGAAUUCUGCACAACAGCCAAGACAGAGUUACUAUCAGAACCGAUCUGCAAUGCCCAACAGUGCUCCGCGGGUACAGCAGGGCAGUGGUCCCCGACCUGUUGGACCCACACACGUCUACCCACCGAACUCCCAGAUGAUGAUGAUUCCCCAGCAGCAGCUGCCUUUUCCAAGCUCUCCUCAGGGCUACUUCAUCCCCCCUGGACAGUACCGAGCCCCGUACAUGCCUCCUACCCAGCAGUACUCCGUGUCCGGCAGUACAGGCUUCUACCCGGGAACUAGCCCUGCCGAAUACUCUUAUGAGCCCUCUCUUGCUGCGAGGGAGAGGCGGGGUGGUGGGGGGAGAGGGGGCGGGCGAGAGAACGGCCGUCUCUCUCUCCACGGUGCUCCUCUUACCUCCCAGCGCUACCCCGCAGGAGCAUACUAUCCAGCCCAACCUCAGUACCCUCCAUCUGUCCAGCCUCAGAGUGUCAUAAUAAGCACCCCCCCGCAACAGCAACAAGCGCCGCCUCCUCCGCAACCCCCGGCACAGUCACAAGCCCCACCAAAGAGGGAACGAAAACCGAUAACAAUACGAGACCCUAACCAGGGUGGGCGAGAUAUCACAGAGGAGAUCAUGUCUGGUGGAAGAUCCACCAACACGCCGACGCCACCACAGGCCUCCACAGCAGAGAUAAACCCUGCCCAGACCAACGGUGAAGUUUCACAGUCGGCCACCGCACUGACACCAGGAGAUGAAAGCAUAGAGCUUCCCGCUGAUGCUGAAACCCCUCCACCUCCCGCUAUGGCAAAGAUGGACCCUGUGGCUGAGGCCACACCGGAAGUGGAAGCCCUCAUAGCUCCGCCUCGUGAGCCGUCUCCCCCACCUGUAGCCCCUACAGCUGCUGCCGAGAUGCCCUCUCUGCUAACAAAGGACCAGCAGUCUCCACCUUCCCUCCCUCCGGCAGAAGCGGCAACCAUUGCUCCUGCCGAGGAAGAAGUAAACGCUGUCGGUGCUGAUGACGCAGACACGGUUGACUCCCCUAUUGGAUCUUCAGCAUCAUUAGCAGCACCGGAGACGCCCCUGAAAACAGAGGAGCCUCAGUCGGCUCCACCUGAGGAGGCACUGGAAAAGGAAGGAGUGAAAAAAGAGGAAGUUAAGAUACUGGACAAAGAGGAGCAAGAGGUCAGCUCUAAGCCGGAACCCGCACUUGAGAUCGCAGAAACGGUUACCCCUGUUACCACGGCAAACGAAGAGAAGGCGCCACAGGAAGCAGACGAAGCAUCUCAGCCCGCCAACUCUGUGCAGGAGCCUGCGGUCUCACAGAGCCACGACGAUAACCUGAGCAGCGCUCCCGAGCUGGAGCCCACACCGACUGCAGAGACUCCUCUUUCCAAUGGUCUUCCUCAGGAGACUGAAGAACUCUCCGAGAAUAUGGCCGUUUCAGACACUACACCCCAUGAAAAGCCUGACACUUCCCGAUCUCAGGAAUCCACACCUGUGGCUAAAAAAGGAACAGCAGCCCAAGAGGAAGAGAAGGAGGAGAAGAAAGAGGAAGAGCAGAAAAGCAAGGCGGAUGAUGGCCCUCCUGCCUCGGUCGGCUGCCCAGAGGAAUCUACUAUGCAAGCUGCUACGUCUGUGCCAAAAAAGAAGAAGAAGGACAACAUGAAAGAGUUUAACAAGAAGGAAGCCAUUGGGAACCUCCUGGAUGCCUUCACAGAGGAGCAGGUUGCCACGACUGUUCCUGAGCCCUUGCCCACUCAGGCCAGCCCUCCUGCUCCAGUUGAACCUCCUGCAGAGGCACCAGAUGAGACCUGGGAGGAGAAAGAGGACAAGCAGAAUGCAGAACCAGACAAACCUAAAGCAACACCUGAGCCAACUGAGCAGAAGUAUCAGUACAAAGAAGAAAACUGGAAGCCGCUAAACCCGGAAGAUAAGAAGCGGUACGACAGGGAAUUCCUCCUUGGCUUCCAGUUCAUCAGCGCCAGCAUGCACAAACCCGAGGGCCUGCCUAUCAUCAGCGACGUGGUCUUGGACAAAGUGAACAAGACUCCACUCCGCCCUGCUGACCCAGCACGUCUGAUGAUUGUUGGUCCCGACUUUACUCCCUCAUAUAUAUCUAAUCUUGGGAACAGAUCAGUGGGAGGGCCACGAGGCACGCUCUCUGGGCCACGUCGCUCCCAGCAAGGCCAACGGAAAGAGCCCAGGAAAAUCAUCAGCAGCAUGUCGCUCAACGAUGAUGUGCAGCUCAACAAGGCCGAGAAAGCCUGGAAGCCGUCUGUGAAGAAGCCCACUCGCGGACGCGCUGCAGAAGAGCCUGAAGAAGACGACUCUGAUGAGGGCAAGACUAAAGAGUUAUUCAAGCGUCUGCGAAGCAUCCUAAACAAACUGACCCCCCAGAAGUUUCAGGAGCUGAUGAAACAGGUGUCAGAGCUGACUAUUGAUACAGAAGAGAGGCUGAAGGGAGCCAUUGACCUCAUCUUUGAGAAGGCCAUCUCGGAGCCCAACUUCUCUGUGGCUUACGCCAACAUGUGCCGCUGCCUUAUGGGGUUGAAAGUUCCCAGCCCAGACAAGCCAGGAAAUUAUGUGAACUUUCGCAAACUGCUGCUCAACCGCUGCCAGAAAGAGUUUGAGAAGGACCAGGAUGAUGAUGAGAUCUUUGAGAAAAAGCAAAAGGAGCUGGAGGCUUCCAAGGUUGAUGAGGACCGCGAGCGCCUGAGGGUGGAGCUGGAGGAUGCCAAAGACCAGGCUCGACGGCGCUCACUGGGUAACAUAAAGUUCAUUGGUGAACUCUUCAAGCUGAAGAUGCUGACAGAAGCCAUCAUGCACGACUGUGUAGUGAAACUACUGAAGAAUCAUGAUGAAGAGUCUCUGGAGUGUCUCUGCAGGCUUCUCUCCACUAUUGGCAAAGACCUGGACUUUGAGAAGGCUAAGCCUCGUAUGGAUCAGUAUUUCAACCAGAUGGACAAGAUCAUCAAAGAGAGAAAGACUUCAUCCAGAAUCCGCUUCAUGCUGCAAGAUGUCUUGGACCUUAGAAGGUGCAACUGGGUACCUCGCAGAGGAGACCAGGGUCCUAAAACAAUUGACCAGAUUCACAAAGAGGCAGAGUUGGAGGAGCACAGGGAACAGAUCAAAGUGCAGCAGCUUAUGUCAAAGAAGGAUGGGGGUGGCGGAGGAGGAGGAGGAGGAGGAGGCGGCGGCGGCAGGAUGGGAGGGAACAUGGGGGGCCGAGGCCCUCACGCAUCAGGGAGCCGGAUCAGCGUGCCUCAGGACGAGGGCUGGAACACAGUGCCCAUCUCAAAGAAUCGACCCAUCGACACUACCCGCAUUAGCAAGAUCACAAAGCCCGGUGCUCUGGACUUCAACAACCAGCUACUCGCCCCCGGGGGAAAAGGCAUGUGGGGGAGCUGGGGAAAAGGCAGCAGUGGCGGCAGUGGAGCUAAACCAGCAAGUGGAGAGCAGGAAUCUGGACGUCCGGCUACCAGCACCCUCAACCGCUUCUCAGCCCUGCAGCAGUCUGGCCCCAUGCAGCCUCCAGCCGAGUCCGAUCGCAGAGUUCCCCAGAGGUCGAGCUCCAGCCGUGAGCGCGGCGGGGACAGAGACAGGGGGGACCGCUUUGACAGGUUCACCCGCCCCGAGGCCCGCGACGGGAGCCAGGCCACCAAGAGGAGCUACAGCAGAGAGUCACAGGAUCGCGGCGGGAGGGGCGGAGAGAGCCGGGCCGCUGUCGAACCCAUGCGCCGCGUCGCCAGCAUGACCGACGACCGGGACAGAGGAAGCCGAGACAGAGGAAGCCGGGACCGGGGCAGCAGAGACAGAGGAAGCAGAGACCGCGGAAGUAGAGACCAAGGUAGCCGCGACAGGCGUCCAAGCAGAGACGUUGCAGUUAAGCGCGAGAGCGUUCCCACUCCUCCUCCUUCUCUUCCCAAACCUGCCUUGUCCGAAGAAGAAGUGGAGAAGAAGUCGAGCGCCAUCAUUGAAGAAUACCUCCACAUCAACGACGUGAAGGAGGCCUUGCAGUGUGUUGCAGAGCUCAACAGUGCCUCGCUGCUGUACGUGUUUGUGCGGAACGGCGUGGAGUCGACUCUGGAGCGCAGCACCAUUGCAAGAGAGCACAUGGGCCUGUUGCUGCACCAGCUUGUGAAAGCUGGGACAUUGCCCACGCAGCAGUACUACAAAGGGCUACAAGAAAUCCUGGAGGCAGCAGAGGACAUGGCCAUAGAUAUACCUCACAUCUGGCUUUACCUCGCUGAACUCCUUACCCCCAUGCUCCACGAGGGAGGCAUCCCUAUGGGACCACUCUUCAGGGAGAUCUCGAAGCCUCUUGUGCCUCUGGGGAAGGCGGGUGUCCUGCUGGCACAGAUCCUGAAGUUGCUCUGCAAAGGAAUGACUGCUAAGAAGGUCGGGUCUUUGUGGAAAGAAGCUGGGUUAAAUUGGAAUGACCUCCUGCCCAAGGAUGAAGAUGUCAACAAGUUUGUCACUGAUGAGAAAGUGGAGUUCACCACUGGAGAGGACAUGGACUCAAAGGAAGCCGGUAAUAAGCAAGCCCUCAGUGGAGAGGAGCUGAGCAAACAACUGGACAGACUCCUCCAGGACAAAGCCAACAACCAGCGGAUCAGAGACUGGAUUGAGGCUAAUUUGGACGAGCAGCAGACUGCCUCCAACCAGUUCAUACGAGCAUUGAUGACAUCCGUGUGCCAGUCGGCCAUCAUAUGCGACAACCCGUACAAAGUGGACGUGCAGCAAAUCAACCAGCGGGCCAGUCUGCUGCAGAGAUAUCUGUGCGACGAGCAGAAAGAGCUGCAGGCUCUCUACGCCCUGCAGGCACUCAUGGUGCACAUGGAGCAGCCUGCAAACCUGCUGCGGAUGUUUUUCGACGCCCUGUACGACGAGGACGUGAUUAAAGAGGAGGCCUUCUACAAAUGGGAGUCCAGCAAAGACCCCGCCGAGCAGACAGGCAAAGGUGUGGCCUUGAAGUCAGUCACAGCCUUCUUCACCUGGCUCCGUGAGGCCGAGGAGGAGUCCGACAAGGACUGA
Menidia menidia (Atlantic silverside) is the source of this 5151-nucleotide messenger RNA. The record is from the annotation of a GenBank genome assembly. NCBI's taxonomy places the organism in Eukaryota, Metazoa, Chordata, Actinopteri, Atheriniformes, Atherinopsidae.